This is a messenger RNA of Gamsiella multidivaricata, 1223 nucleotides long. RefSeq lists its product as uncharacterized. The record is from RefSeq and is a predicted model, not a curated record. The coding region runs from base 101 to 973 and encodes 290 amino acids. Lineage: Eukaryota; Fungi; Mortierellomycota; Mortierellomycetes; Mortierellales; Mortierellaceae. The transcript has a single exon.
GAACACAACCGACACGAUCGAACACAGCCGACACAACCCCUCACCGAUUUAUCCGAUUGUGCAACCGCUGCAAGGGACACAUUUUUUUCGGAGAAAAUAAAUGUGCGAGUACAAAGACAACAUGCCAUGCCACAAGGUGAAUAUGUCCCCGAUAAGAACCCUUCUCAUUCCUCGUCUUCUUCUCCACUCAAGCCAAUUGACCGAGGUUUCUUCCCGAGAACUGAGACCCAAAAAUACAGUUUAUAAAAAAAUUCCUGCACGCAUCAAGCACUCGCAUUCAUUCAUUUUUUUUUUUAGCGCGUCUCCCUCACCCAAUUCCCUUGCAUUGGUCCAGACUAUUUCUCCUUUGAGCCUACAGCGCUGCAUGUCGUUGCAUGCCAAUGUAUUUUUUUUUUUUUGGUCGUCUUUGAUUAUUAUUAAUCGGCUUGAUCAGUGUACACGAACAACGAAUGCUGCGCUAUUGAACACAUGUCUGAGGGCCCACGAGUUUAGGGCCCAGGUCAACCUAGCUCUACUUUCGUUUUCCAUUUUACAACCAGGGCAUAUAUCACAGUGCUGUGCCCGCAUCAAACUCCACAACCGUAGUACUGACGCGUCGGGUACCCUCCAGGACUGUUGGUCCAAUCGCUUCCACACCCUCGGCCAUGAUAAGCGCCUCCUCCGCCAAUCGGACAUCUUCGCCCUGCCACUGGAUCUCAACCCCGACCUCACCCACACCUUCCCACCGUUUCUCCAGCACAUACUCGCCACCCUCGUUCUCGACCACAGGAUUGUGUCCCAACAGAACCUUGACAUGUCCGCCAGUGCGUCCCACCUUACCCUCUCUCCAGAACACAAAUCCUGCCACCACAUCCUCCCACUUGGCGAUCUGAUUGUUCUCCAACGACAAGAAUUCAAUACAUGGCAAGUGCUGGACACCUUCCAAUUGCUUGAUCAGGUUGUUGGACAGGAUCACUUGGCGCACAUUAAUUAAGUUGCGGAGGAAACGAGUCGACGUAAUCGCAUUCGAGUCCAGGUUCAGCGUAUGUAGGUGCAUCAAAUAGGAUGAGAUCGGGAUAUGUGUUAAUCCACGCAUCGACAAAUCUAGAUCUCGCGACUGUUCGUCCGCAAACUCAAUUUCGGGGAAGCGUUUCGAGUCCUUGAUGAUAUGCAAUGUCUCGCGGUCAAAGACCAGCUGUGUACCUGCAGUAGAGCAAUAGUAAUGGCAACAAUAAAAGGCCUUU